Mus pahari (shrew mouse) is the source of this 3070-nucleotide messenger RNA. RefSeq names its product solute carrier family 40 member 1 (gene Slc40a1). The record is from RefSeq and is a predicted model, not a curated record. Lineage: Eukaryota; Metazoa; Chordata; Mammalia; Rodentia; Muridae. Gene Ontology annotation, cellular component: basolateral plasma membrane. Gene Ontology annotation, molecular function: peptide hormone binding; iron ion transmembrane transporter activity. The coding region runs from base 1254 to 2966 and encodes 570 amino acids. Gene Ontology annotation, biological process: iron ion transmembrane transport. The transcript is spliced from 8 exons.
AUUCUGGCGGGGCUGGAAGAGUGCAAGCCGGUUGGAGUUUCAAUGUUUAGGACCACUCUUGAAGUGUUGACCAAACUGACAAAGGUAAGCUAAGGGAAGGGCUGACACAAGAAGCAGGUACGCCCUGGGGAGGAAACGGAGGUCAUUAGAGGCUUACACCUGGUGUGUUUUCCUUCAGUUAUUCACCUGUCCCUCCAGGAGGCUACCAAAAGGGCUUUAUCUAUACAGGGCCAGACCCAGGGUCCCAACUGGGACAACCGGUAUUCCUGGUUACUUCCCUUCAGCACCUGGAGUCAGUGGAGUAACCAAAGAGGCAGGAGCGGCUGGGGUUAGAACCCAGAGGGAAAGGACAGUGAAGGGCGCUCCUUGCAGUGCCUGUAGGACAGAAGGCGGCCUGUGUUCGAUCACUGGGCUGCGCGGGGCUGCACUGUGAUCUUUGAUCCUGCUUCCUGAGCUUUGAUUCCGCGGCUUUGAGAGAAGGCUCCUCUCUAUAGUUCGGAGAAGGAAAACAUUCUGCGCCGCAGGCAGGCCGGACGUGACUUGUAUUUACUUAGCUACCUGAAUUCCGAAGGGUAGCUGGGGUGGGAGGCUCCCUUUUUUCCGCGCCAGCUCCCGCUGAGCUUUGCCUAGGGACUGUCGGGCAAUCUGGUGGCCAGAGAGAAGAGCUUGCCCUCUAGCACCUGCCAAUCGACUUUGUGCAAAAUGUCUCUGUAGUGUCCCCUCGGGGUCCGCAUACCGUCCCCGUCCUACUGUGUGAGCCACUCCUUGGUUUCUCCUGGGGUAGCCAAAGCGCAGGUUGUUUGCGCCUCCUGGGAGGGCGGUGGGAGCGUAGCUGGCGCGGUCCCGGACGUCCAGCUGGGAGGGGCGGUCCCGGCGCUCGCAAGCUCCACCCCUGGCUCCCUAUAAGCGACUGCCCGGCCCGCGGCGGUGGCGGCGGCGGCAGCGGCGGCGGCGGCGGCGGCGAGAGCAGGCUUAGGGUCUCUUGCGGCCGGUGGAUCCUCCAACCCGCUCCCAUAAGGCUUUGGCUUUCCAACUUCAGCUACAGUGUUAGCUAAGUUUGGAAAGAAGACAAAAAUAAGACCCCGGUGACGGCUUUGCUGUUGUUUUUUGCCUUAGUUGUCCUUUGGGGUCUUUCAGCAUAGUGCUUAUAGUGGUGCUAUCUUUGGUUCCUUACACUCCUGUGAACAAGUUCCCGGGCAAGAGCAGCUAAAGCUACCAGCAUCAGAACAAACAAGGGGAGAGAGCCUGGUGUCAUGACCAAGGCAAGAGAUCAGACCCAUCAGGAAGGAUGCUGUGGAUCCUUAGCAAAUUACCUGACCUCAGCAAAAUUCCUCCUCUACCUUGGCCACUCUCUCUCCACUUGGGGGGAUCGGAUGUGGCACUUUGCAGUGUCUGUGUUUCUGGUGGAACUCUAUGGAAACAGCCUUCUCUUGACAGCUGUCUAUGGGCUUGUGGUGGCAGGCUCUGUUUUGGUCCUGGGAGCCAUCAUUGGUGACUGGGUGGAUAAGAAUGCCAGACUUAAAGUGGCCCAGACGUCACUGGUGGUUCAGAAUGUGUCUGUCAUACUCUGCGGAAUCAUCCUGAUGAUGGUUUUCCUACAUAAGAAUGAGCUUCUGACCAUGUACCAUGGAUGGGUCCUGACUGUCUGCUACAUAUUGAUCAUCACUAUUGCAAACAUUGCAAAUUUGGCCAGUACUGCCACUGCGAUUACAAUCCAAAGGGACUGGAUUGUUGUUGUGGCGGGAGAAAACGGGAGCAGAUUAGCAGACAUGAAUGCUACCAUUAGAAGGAUUGACCAGCUAACCAACAUCUUGGCCCCCAUGGCUGUUGGUCAGAUUAUGACAUUUGGUUCUCCGGUCAUUGGCUGUGGUUUCAUUUCCGGUUGGAAUUUGGUGUCCAUGUGUGUGGAGUACUUCUUGCUCUGGAAGGUUUACCAGAAGACCCCUGCUCUGGCUGUAAAAGCUGCUUUCAAGGUAGAGGAGUCAGAACUGAAGCAGCUGACGUCACCUAAAGAUACUGAGCCAAAACCUUUGGAGGGAACUCAUCUAAUGGGUGAGAAAGACUCCAACAUCCGUGAACUUGAAUGUGAACAAGAGCCCACCUGUGCCUCCCAGAUGGCAGAGCCCUUCCGCACUUUCCGAGAUGGAUGGGUCUCCUACUAUAACCAGCCAGUGUUUCUGGCUGGCAUGGGCCUGGCUUUCCUCUAUAUGACAGUCCUGGGCUUUGACUGUAUCACUACAGGGUACGCCUACACUCAGGGGCUGAGUGGAUCCAUCCUCAGUAUUUUGAUGGGAGCAUCAGCAAUAACUGGAAUAAUGGGAACUGUGGCCUUCACCUGGCUACGUCGAAAAUGUGGCCUUGUUCGGACUGGUCUAUUCUCAGGACUAGCCCAGCUUUCCUGUUUAAUCUUGUGUGUGAUCUCCGUGUUCAUGCCUGGAAGCCCCUUGGACCUGUCUGUUUCUCCAUUUGAAGAUAUCCGUUCUAGGUUUGUGCAAGUGGAGCCAGCAUCCCCAACUACCAAAAUUCCUGAGACCGUCUUUACAACAGAAACACAUAUGUCCAACAUGUCUAGUGUCCAUGAGAUGAGUACUAAAUCCGUCCCCAUAAUCUCUGUCAGCCUGCUGUUUGCAGGAGUCAUUGCUGCUAGAAUCGGUCUUUGGUCCUUUGAUUUGACUGUGACACAGUUGCUGCAAGAAAAUGUAAUUGAAUCUGAAAGAGGCAUUAUCAAUGGUGUGCAGAACUCUAUGAACUACCUUCUCGACCUUCUGCAUUUCAUCAUGGUCAUCUUGGCCCCAAAUCCUGAAGCUUUUGGCUUGCUGGUAUUGAUUUCAGUCUCCUUUGUGGCAAUGGGACAUCUUAUGUAUUUCCGAUUUGCCCAGAAGACUCUGGGAAACCAAAUUUUUGUUUGUGGUCCUGAUGAAAAAGAAGUUACAGAUGAAAAUCAACCAAAUACAUCUGUGGUGUAAAAAUAGUUUAGCUGUGGCCCCUGUUACUAGAUUGUGGAGAGCACAUGUGCUUAGUUUGUACUGCAGAAUUCCAAUAAAUGCCUGCAUUUCUCUUUGGUUUUACC